Molecule: messenger RNA, 660 nt
Organism: Mesorhabditis belari
Lineage: Eukaryota; Metazoa; Nematoda; Chromadorea; Rhabditida; Rhabditidae
Source: the annotation of a GenBank genome assembly
AUGUCAGAAAUCGAGAAGAGCGACCAAGAAAGUGCUAUGAGCGAUCAAGAAAGCACGCCGCGUUCCCUGCACCCACUGAAGAACACUUGGACGUAUUGGUACCUCAACGAUCAGCACGAGGAUUGGGAAUCGCGCCUGAAGAGAGUGUGCUCCGUGUCAACGGUCGAGGAAUUUUGGGCUCUUCAAAACAACAUCAAGCCGCCAUCCAUGUUGAAGAUGACUUGUGACUACAACUUCUUCAAGAACGACAUUCAGCCAAUGUGGGAGGUGCCAGAAAAUAAGAAUGGAGGUCGAUGGCUUAUCGCAUUGGAGAAAAACGCGUCACCAGAAAUGAUGGACAUUAUCUGGAUUGAGUUGGUCACUUCGAUGAUUGGAGAACAAUAUGGAGAGGAUAUGGAGAAGAUCAGCGGCUUGGUUUGCAAUGUUCGGAACAAGGGCUCCAAGAUUUCCAUGUGGACUUCCGAUCACAAUGACGACGAUGCCAACAUGCGAAUCGGCAAAAUAAUUGCAAGGACUCUGAAAGCGGCCGAAAUUCCCGAGGCACUUCAGAAGAAAAGAUUUGUCGAUAUGAUACGCUAUGAGGAUCAUCUUUCAUAUCAAAACAAGACAGGAAGCGCUCCUUGCAAACCGAAACUGCUUAUCGAUUUCAAGGACUUGAGU